AUGUUGCCGCCUGACCAAGUUGUUCUGUGCGAAAUCGCAGACGGCCUUGAUUACAUCCACUCACAGAAACUUGUCCAUCGCGAUAUCAAACCUGAAAAUAUUUUAAUUUCUUCAUCGGGUAAAAUGAAAUUGUCAGAUUUUGGAUUAAGCAAACAAAUCAGCACACGGGAUACCUGUUCGAUGAGUGGACUUAAAGGAACCCUUUUAUGGAUGGCACCAGAACUGCGAGGUAAUAACGAACCCAAUAAAGCAACGCCCAAAUGUGACGUCUUCCCGUGUGGAUGCGUCUUUUUUGUUUUCCUCACGCGUGAAAAUGGCGGUAUUCAUCCGUUUGGUGAUAAGAAAGACCACCUGCAAGUACAGAUCAAUAUCCGUGAGGGUAAACCAGUUAACAUUGACGAAUUAAGACGUGAUCAUUUUGCGACUGCUGUCAUCCGACAAAUGCUAGAAAUUGAUCCGUCGAUUAGAACGUCUUCGGAGAAGGUUAAACGUUCGUUUCUAAAACUUCUACCCCCGCUUCUACCAAACUCUUUUAUCCCUAAUGUCAAUAUGAGCUCAAAAACGGAUCAAAUGCAGCAGCAGAAAAAAAUAUACGACCGACAGUUUCUGCUGGAACUACGGAACAAAACGGGAAACGAAAAACCGGAAGGACUACCCAGUCUGGAAAUUGUUCGUGAUAGACCAAAAAAAGUAGGGCUGACUGGCUCCAUACCGGGUAGACCAACUCAGGGAAAUAACCAGUUUUUUGGUCGCCCAAAAAGUCAAAGGAAUCCGCACCUUACUUAUGGUUAUGGCCCAAUUGUACCAUCUCCAGCGAUUCCGGUGUUCAUUGGAGGUUUUCAGCCUUUUUCUCAAGCCUCACGGAGGGGAAGUUCACCCGCAUUACGUAUUGUUGACCCCAAUACGAAUAGGGAUGUUCUCACCGGUGAGAUAGUGCCUCCGUCAGCCGUGGUUACUCCGACCACCACGACAUCCCCUGAAAUUACGACACGUGGUACAGGGGGUGCUGUACCGCUGUUUCUAGUGGAUUCAGAUUAAAUUGAAGAAUAAUCAUUGUUCUAGAGGUGAAGGGAACAGCUGCAACUCAAAACGAAAAUGUUUUAUUCUCCGCCAAAAAAUUUAAAUGUUAGAGGUGUUGAAAGAAUUGCUGUAGAAAAAACUGUACCAAAUAUAAGAAGGAUGACGGAUCUAG
Molecule: messenger RNA, 1192 nt
Organism: Daphnia magna
Lineage: Eukaryota; Metazoa; Arthropoda; Branchiopoda; Diplostraca; Daphniidae
Product: serine/threonine-protein kinase Nek3
Exons: 5
Coding region: 1-1038 (345 amino acids)
Biological process (GO): IRE1-mediated unfolded protein response; protein phosphorylation; intrinsic apoptotic signaling pathway in response to endoplasmic reticulum stress
Cellular component (GO): IRE1-TRAF2-ASK1 complex
Molecular function (GO): protein serine/threonine kinase activity; ATP binding; RNA endonuclease activity
Source: RefSeq, a predicted model, not a curated record